AUGACGAACGUUUGGAGAUUCGCACCGAGCGACGGCGACGCGCGGACGAACGACGGGCGCGACGCGCGAACGAGGGAGACGGAGGCGUCGAUGAUGUUCUCCGCGCACGGAUCGCGAGGGGAGGUGGUGCGCGUCGGCGUCGGGCGCGGUGCGGGCGUCGACGGCGCGGUCGGGGCGAACGGGACGCGCGCGAGCGCGGCGUUCGUGAGCGACGACGCGUGCGUCGUGUUCGGGAGCGGAAAGCGAGGGGUGUUGAUCAUGAAUGCGUACGACGAGGGAGGAGGGAGCGUGCGGGUGAUCGAGGGGGAGGAUGGAUCGGAGGGAACGACGCGGGCGACGCCGACGGUGUGCGCGGCGACGCGGACGCCGAGCGGACGCGCGAGCGCGGUGGUCGGUGACGCCGAUGGCGAUCUGUACGAGAUCGUGGGGGAUAUUGCGAACGGGAAGUUGAGUAUUCGAGCGUUCGAUCGAAAGAAUCGAAGUCACUGGGUGGACGACAUGCACGACGACGAGGAAGCAGGGGGCGAAGGCCAGGCGACGGCGUCGCCGACGAAGACGCCAGGGAAGAAUCGCGCGUGGGGGGCGCUUCGCUCGGCCACGAUGGCCGCCGGGGGGUUAUUGAGUCGGAAGCACAAGCCCGGGGGCGUGCGCUCGCUGAGCUUUGUCGAUGGGUCGAGCGAGACAAGAAAACGGUUGCUCGUGUGCGUCUCCGACGGGGCGCUCGAGGAGUGGUCAAUCGAUGUCUCGAACACGCCGCGACCGGCCAAGCUCGCGCACGCGCACAACAUCGUGAAGCAAAUUCAGCGCGCGCUCCGCACGAGCUCCAACGUCUCGUUCGUCUCCGCUGAUUGGACACUGACAGAUGUGGGAGUGGACAUCACCCUCCUCGUCGAGUGCGACGGCAAGGGUUCCCUCCAUCGCUUCCAGCGAGCGCACGGCACCGACGCGUUGGAGAUCGUCGCAUCCGCAGUUCCCGCCGCCGGAGCACUUCCAAACAACCUCAAUCGCGUGCGAUUGUACGUCGAAGGUGAGGACACCUUUGUGCUCGCUGAGGAUGGCUCUGCGGCUAUGUUUACAGGUUUGGACUACUCGCGCGUGUUGGCGCGCAUGGACGCGUCCAAUCACGAGCCUAUCCUUGAUGUGAAGUGCGUACGUCCGGGAGAGUGGGUUCUCCUAUCGGAUGAAGGCGGGGUCACGACAUUCAAUCCUCACACGAGACAGACCACUCCGCGCCGUGCUGGAAAAGUGACUCCGAACAAGCGUACUUCGCGCGGGGACGGUCCGAGUGCCAACGCGGUGGACGAUGCCGACGCGAUCGAGUGCGUUCGUACGGAAUUUGAGAAUUACCUCGCCGGACAAAGCGGCUCGCGUGAUCAGACAAAGUCGCGACUCCGCGCGGCGGGAGCCUUCGUGAGCGAGGCUGUGCCGUUUGCAACCAUGAGCAAAAGCUCGAUCGAUGCGCUCCCCAAGAAGUUGUCGGGGAAGUCCAAUCGCGGCGGUCCAUCAAUCGAAGAGCAUGUCGCGGAAAAGAUUGGCCGUUACUUGAGUUUCCUGGACUUUUUGACGGAGAGUGGAGUCUGGAACGACAUCGACUCGGAUGAGCGCUUGGAGAUUUUGACGCACGGAGAGAUGAUCUCUGCGACUUCAAGGUUUGUCGACCUUAAGAAUACGGCGGACGAUGAAGCGAGGACAAUCUUAGAGGAAAUCGCGACGCACGCAGGAGCGGAGAUGAAAGCCAUCGACAGCGCUUUAGACGAGAGAUCCGAUCUCGAGGUUUGCUUUAGCCGCUCGAGCGAAGUGUGCUCCAUGUUCCCAGCCACGGCCUCGGUCCUCGAGAAGCGACUCAAGGAGGACAACGACUUAGAAAAACGAGCAUUGAUUUUGGACACAUGUGCUCGCGGCUUGCUCGUUUCCAUCGAGGCUGCGAACGACUUCAGAAGGCGACGCACCACAAUGUAUCCGCACUCGGCAAGCUCCGGCGUUAGCUGGAUGUGUGAGAUGGAGGCGCGCGAGGCACUGCACGCUUUGGCGAGCGUCACGAUCAAACUUCAGGCCGAAGCCGCGGAAAGCACCACGGGCGUGGGUCUUGGGCCAGUUCUCGGAUCUCGUUUGCAGGCUGUGGCGGCUCCGUUGCUUGACGCCUGCGCUGCGUACCUGAACGCGGCUCUCCCGCAUUCGACUGCACGUAUCGACGCGCACGAUGAAUACGUCAAGAAUCGGACAAUUCUACUCUCCGCCUUGCUCAACUGCGCGAAGCAGAGCGCGACGGUUCCUCAACAAUCCAGACCGCAACACGGUCCGUUGACGGAGGGUGUGGAUGUCACCAUUGAGUCAGUGGCGGCGGUUGCAGAGGCGCACUUCGGUUACGCCGAGCUCUUCGAAAUUUGUGACACUGCGGGUGGUGUUCCACGAUUGCAUCACUACAUGCGAACGCUCCUCGGUGCGCAAGAGGACGGUGAAGAGAGCUUUGCACACUUUGUUUAUCAGAAGUUGGCCAUUGAGCAAGAUCGAGACGCGGUGCUUUUACGCGAUCUCCCGGUGGAGUUCCACGGCGACUUGGAACGGUUUUUGGCGUCUCAUCCUGAUCUUCGUUGGUUGAUGGAGCUUCGCGUCGGUAAGUAUUCGGAAGCGAGCGAAACUUUGGCCGCCAUCGGAAACCGAGACGGCGCUGAUGCACUCAAGAAGCGUCGAGCGUUGUCGCUGGCAAAAUUAGCGCUGCUCGCCGCAGGAGGUAACGUCGAAGAUCGAAUGGAUGUGAUCGACACCGCCCUUGCGGCCUGA
This is a messenger RNA of Ostreococcus tauri, 2781 nucleotides long. Its product is annotated as Nucleoporin, Nup133/Nup155-like, C-terminal. NCBI's taxonomy places the organism in Eukaryota, Viridiplantae, Chlorophyta, Mamiellophyceae, Mamiellales, Bathycoccaceae. Gene Ontology annotation, molecular function: structural constituent of nuclear pore. The record is from RefSeq and is a predicted model, not a curated record. Gene Ontology annotation, biological process: transcription-dependent tethering of RNA polymerase II gene DNA at nuclear periphery; poly(A)+ mRNA export from nucleus; protein import into nucleus. The transcript has a single exon. The coding region runs from base 1 to 2781 and encodes 926 amino acids. Gene Ontology annotation, cellular component: nuclear pore outer ring.